AUGCUUGGCUUGGAAUCCUCUCGAGCGCAACACUCCCCUCUGUUUGCGCAACAGCAAUUCCCCAUAGACUCGGCCAUCAUGGAUCCAUUCAGCUACCUCGACGACUUUCACUCCCUCUCUCAGAGCCAGGACCCGGCCCGGUCAUUACCACACUCGUUCUAUGACACUCCGUCCAUGUACGUGGAGUCGACCCCUGACAUGCACAAGCCCUUGGCCUUCCCUCCUGUUCCCUCUACACCCCCGAUGGCUACUUCUCACUUCUUCGAGCGUAUGCCAACGUUGGACAGUGCUUCGGGUCCCUCGAUUGCCAGCGCCUCCUCGUCAGCCAUGGGAUCGCCCAAUUCAGGGGCCGCCAAUGCCUUCCCGGAGGGUUGGAUCGACACCAACCACGGUCUGGGACUGCCUCCAUCAGUGAUCAACGACCUUCCCAGUGAAUACAACCAGAUCGGGAGUGCCGUCGACCCUGAUUCGGCGUUUGCUACGGAAAAGUUCCCAAAUAGCUAUGUGGAUCCUUUUCUGGUCCAGCCGAUGCAACGUCAGAUCCCUACAUCGAUGCCAUACACCGAAGACCCGCAGGCUCUGCAGCCCUCGGGCUUCAUGUCUCCCUCCACUGUCCCUUCGCCAUUGCCUUCCCAGAACCUCUCCACUCCGCAGCUUCACCAGCAACAGCUGUCACAACAAGUGCCUAUGGGAUCUCCUUAUCUGGCCGGCCUCCCUCAAGGAGGCCACUCCCCCUCUCAGUCGCCUCGAUCGCGGCAGAGUCCGGCGAUCAGCCAACCCGAUGGCGAGGAGGAGCCUCGCGCGGACAAGGGCCGCUGUCCCUUCCCCGAUUGCGGACGCGUCUUCAAGGACUUGAAGGCGCAUGUGCUCACCCAUCAGUCCGAACGGCCUGAGAAGUGCCCGAUCGUGACGUGUGAGUAUCAUCACAAAGGGUUUGCGCGCAAAUAUGACAAGAACCGACACACCUUGACCCACUACAAGGGCACCAUGGUCUGCGGGUUUUGCCCGGGCUCUGGCUCGGCUGCCGAGAAGAGCUUCAACCGGGCGGACGUUUUCAAGCGGCACCUGAUGUCGGUGCACGGGGUCGAGCAGACUCCUCCGAACUGCCGCAAGAGAAGUCCCACCGCAGCUGCGAGCACCAAGAAGCCGUCUGGUUACAGCGAGGAUGCGACGGGCAAGUGCUCCACCUGCUCCGCCACGUUCAGCAACGCGCAGGACUUCUACGAACAUCUGGAUGACUGUGUGCUGCGGGUCGUGCAACAAGAAGAGCCCAGCGAGGCGAUCAACCGGCAGCGGCUGGCCGAGGUGGCUUCCGACGAGGAAGUCAAGAAGACGAUGGAGAAACACAACCUGCUGGACACGGCGGAUCGAUUUGAUGAGUAUAACGAGGACGAGGAGGACGACGAGAAUGAGUCGAGUGAUGCUCACCAGCGUCCCGGCAGGGGCAUGAAGACGAACAAGUCUGGCUCCGCGUCUCGUGCUCUGGGAACCAGCAGCGCCGUCACCAAGUCUCACGCCGGGGGUGUGAACAAGUCACGAGCGACGGUCUCGCGGCGGCGGGGGAACCGGCAUAACUAUCCGCCGUCGUGGGGCUGCCCCAGCAGCAAGAUGAAGGUCAAGAAGCGGAUUCUCUGCGUGUACAACGGCAAACGGCGGCUGUGGAAGGACGAGAUGAUGCUGGACAACGAAUUCGAGGUCCGGCUGCGCCUGCCCGGCGGGGCGGGGGACGGCACGAACCGCGAGGCGUAUGUGACGGACCUGGACAUUGAGACGCUGAAGCGGGCGGAGGGGGUACUGAAUGCGACGGAAGAGGAGCAAGGCCCCUGGUCGGGCAGCUCCUCGAACCGUCUCAUCGGGCAGCCGGCUGUCCUGCUUCCUGACAUUCCCGUGGAAGAGGUCGACAUCGAUGAGUUGAUGUCGUGA
Messenger RNA from Rasamsonia emersonii CBS 393.64, 1923 nucleotides. RefSeq names its product C2H2 finger domain protein. The transcript is spliced from 2 exons. Lineage: Eukaryota; Fungi; Ascomycota; Eurotiomycetes; Eurotiales; Trichocomaceae. The record is from RefSeq and is a predicted model, not a curated record. The coding region runs from base 1 to 1923 and encodes 640 amino acids.